Messenger RNA from Zophobas morio, 1155 nucleotides. Its product is annotated as THO complex subunit 6 homolog. Bases 19 to 1155 code for a protein of 378 amino acids. The record is from RefSeq and is a predicted model, not a curated record. The transcript is spliced from 15 exons. Gene Ontology annotation, cellular component: THO complex; transcription export complex. Gene Ontology annotation, molecular function: protein binding. NCBI's taxonomy places the organism in Eukaryota, Metazoa, Arthropoda, Insecta, Coleoptera, Tenebrionidae. Gene Ontology annotation, biological process: mRNA export from nucleus.
AAAAUUUUUGUCUCGUUAAUGAACUUAGAAAGUCAUACACAUACCGGCACACAAGUUGAUACUUUGGAUUUUAUACCUUCAGUUAAAGAACUUCCUCAUAAUUUUGAUCAUCAUAAUAAACUUCUGCUUGAUGCCAGCAAUCCAUUAUUGUGGAAUAUUAAAAAAUAUGAGACGGACUUAAAAAACGAACGUAAAAAGCAGUAUAUUUCCGUUAGAAGUCUGACUUUUACGCCUGAAGGGAACUACUUAAUAGGAGGGACAAUUUCUGGUUCUCUUUAUAUUUGGAACGCACUAUUAAUGCUCAGUGAAAAUGACGAUCUUCGUGCGGAACACACUAAACCAUUUCGGGUAAUUGAAAACAUUUCAUCUUCAGCAAUUCAUUAUUUUCUCGUAGCGGAAGAUCUUUUAUUUUGCGGUACUGAUACUGAUCUCCGCUGUUUUUCCUGGAAUGAAAUUUUAAAUAGUAAAAAUGCUAAACCGGAGUUUACUAUAAAUGUUCCGUCGUCAUCUUUAAAUUCUAUAAAUUUUGAAAUAAACCAAAUACGCCACUUUAACGGCCUGCUCUACCUCGCCACCGGAGACUCACGUGUGCACAUAUUUAGUAUUCAAGAGAAAAAGUUCAUAAAAAGCCUUGUGGGCCACUCCGGGUAUGUAUUGUGUUUGGAACUUUAUAACAACUGUAAAAUUGUUUCUGGUGACAGCGAAGGCUUCAUUAAAAUAUGGAAUAUGUGUGACCUUUUUUGUGAGUCAACUUUGGUUCCAACAUUUUCUAAGGAAAUGAACGGAAUAUUUCCUCCAAUCAGUGAUAUGUGCAUCGAUACUUCUGCCACAUGGUUGGUUGUUUUGAGUGGAAAGCACAUUGUGCUGUGGCAUCUCCCUUCGCAGACUCAGACUUUUUGCCUUCGCUCUCACGUGCUCCUCCGCUGUAUUUGUUGGGUGGAAAAUACGAUCGUUGUUGGCGGAAAUUCGAACAUUUUAUAUUGCUACGAAUUAGACGGAAGACUGAUAAGCAUGGCGGAAACUGCCAUUCCCAGCAUCUAUAGGCUUGCCCAUCACGAGCAGUUGGGCAGAGUCUUAGUCUGCGCUGGCAAAGGCCACCGAUUGGGUGUCUUCAUUUCUUUAAACUAUCAGUCGUAUGAAUUGUCGUUGUAUUAA